Molecule: messenger RNA, 366 nt
Organism: Paramecium tetraurelia
Lineage: Eukaryota; Ciliophora; Oligohymenophorea; Peniculida; Parameciidae
Exons: 1
Source: RefSeq, a predicted model, not a curated record
AUGAAAGUGAAGGAUGUGAUGGUGCAUUAGAAUAUCCAUAUAAGGGAGUCGAUUAACUUUGCUCAUCAGGAUUCAAAAAGAAGUACUUAAUUGAAUCAUUUGUUGAUGUUGAACCAUUAAACUCAUAAGCUCUUCAUAAAGCCAUUGUCAAAACUCCAGUCUCAUAUAUAUUUUUGUAUAUUUUAGUGUGCUAUCAAAGCUGACGGUAUCUUACUCCAACUUUACAGUGGCGGUGUCUAUUCCAGAACUAGCACAGCCAAGACAAUUAACGACAUGAACCAUGUGUUUUUGCUGUUGUUUAUGCCAAAGAUUCUUACACUAUCAAGAACUCUUGGGGAGACAUUUGUGGAGAAGAGGGUUACAUGA